GCAAGAGCUGAAGACAGAGCAUCAUCAACAGCAGCAGCGUGAACAAGAGAAGUAAAUUAAGAGAGAGAGAGAGAGAGAGAGAGAGAGUAGAAUAGAGAUCAAAUAAAUUGUUGAUGAGAGAGAAACCAGAAGAACAUCCAAAUCUCUGUUCUUGGUCCAUCCGAUCACAGAGACCCCUAAUUCAUAUUUAUUCAUUUUCCCUUUUUUAAUUCCAUUAAAAUUGUAGAUUGCGCUUUGCUUUCUAUGGGAUAAGAAGAAGAAGCCCAGUGAGAGAAUAUGACGCAUAAUACAUUCAUCUACAAUAAAGAAGAAGAAGAGGAGGAUUUAUUCUUUGACUCUAGAGAAGAGAUUUCAUCACUCUCAGAUUCAUGCCCUGGAACCCCAUCAAACCGUUCAAUCACUGAAGAGAAUUCAAUAAAUUGGGUCGCUGAUGACCCCCGAUACAAAGUUUGGAUCAGUAAUCCAAGCAGCAUUGAGGAACGCAGAUCCCGGUUCAUGAGAAUGAUGGGUUUGGAAUUGAAUCCAGUUCAAACUCCUAUCAAAGAUUUCUCCAUCAGUCCGGAUAUUGAUCGAAUAACAGCGGAUGGAGGAGCUGUGCUAAUGAGCUCUGCCUCAGAGAGUAGCUCUUCAACCUCUAGCUGGUUGAGUGAGGAUCCUAGCACAUCAGGGGAUGGAGACUCAGAUGAGGGAUCUGAGUUUAGGAUCAAGAAUUUGGAUGAUGGCUCAGUGUUUGUUAUCAACGAGUUUAGUAAUGAUGGUACUCCAAGAUGUCUUCGAGAAGUUAGUUCAAAUCGGUGUAUAACUGUUGAUGAGUUCAAUAGAAGUUUUGGUCCAUCCUCUUUUGUACAAAAACUUAUGCAAAGAGAAAACGAAAAGUUGGAUGAUUCAAUCAUGGAGAGACGAAGAAAAAAUAGGUGGUUGAAGAAAUUGGGUGCUGUGUCUUGCAUUGUAGAUAGGCAACCGGUGGAAAUUGAUUCUAGUUCAUCUUGUUCGCAUGAUAGUAUAAGCUCUAGAUCUCAGAGAGUUAAAGUUCGUUCAAACAAAAGAAGAUCGAAGGAAUUCUCUGCAGUGUAUAUGGGGCAAGAUAUCAAGGCUCAUGAUGGAGCGAUUGUUACAAUGAGAUUCAGCCCCGAUGGAGAAUACAUAGCGAGUGCAGGUGAAGAUGGAGUUGUUCGAGUAUGGGAAGUCACAGAAUGUAAUAUAAGAGAGGAAUGUGAUGUUCCUGAAGAUGAUCCUUCGUGCAUUUACUUCAAGGUGAACUGCAGCUCGGAAUUGGCUCCACUUUUUGUCGAUAAAGAGAAGUCUAAGCCGAGGAGUAUGAAGAGAACUUCGGAUUCAGCCUGUGUUGUUGUUCCUUCCGAAGUAUUUCGGAUAUCAGAACAACCAAUACAUGAGUUUUAUGGGCAUGAUGGAGAUGUGCUAGACCUUUCAUGGUCUAAGGAUAAGUAUUUGCUAUCGUCAUCUGUAGAUAAAACCGUGCGAUUGUGGAAAGUUGGUUGCGAUAGCUGCCUCAAAGUUUUUGUACAUAAUAAUUAUGUGACAUGCGUCCAGUUCAAUCCCGUUGAUGAAAAUUAUUUUGUUAGUGGUUCAAUAGAUGGAAAAGUUCGUAUUUGGGAAAUUGGGGAAUGCCGUGUUGUCGACUGGACUGAUAUUAAAGACAUUGUCACCGCAUUGUGUUACCGGCUAAAUGGGAAGGGAAUAGUAGUCGGCAGCAUGCCUGGUGAUUGCCGCUUUUAUGAUGUAUCAGAUAAUCAACUUCAACUGGAUGCUCAAAUCUCCUUGCAAUCUAAAAAGAAGUCUCUUGACAACAGGAUAACUGGCUUUCAGUAUUGCCCAACAGAUCACCGGAAACUUCUGGUCACUUCCGCUGAUUCCCGAAUCCGCCUUCUUGAUGGAGUAGAUGUGAUCUCCAAGUACAAAGGUCUCCGCAAUGCUGGAAGCCAGAUAUCAGCAUCAUUCACACCCGACGGCAAGCAUAUCAUAUCAGCCAGCGAGGACUCUAGUGUAUACAUAUGGAAUCACAUUGAUAACCAUGAUUCCUCAUCACAUAAUCAUGCAAAGAGCAGCAGCAGAUCCUACGAGCGAUUCACCUCUGCCCAUUCAUCGGUUGCAGUACCUUGGCCUGGCCCAGUAUCAAGAAACUCUACCUCCGAGUUUCCCUCAGAAAACAAAACAGAUCCCUUGAUCAACAGGAACAAUAUUUACCUCUCGCCUGCUGGUAGUGUUACUUUAAGCCGUGAGUUUUUGUCUGAGUUUUUGCCUAGGGGCUCAUCAACUUGGCCUGAGGAGAAGCUCCCCUCGAGCUCUCCAACCCUAGGUAAAUCUCAGUACAAGUUCUUGAAGGCUUCGUGCAGGAAUUCAUCACAUGCUUGGGGUCAAGUUAUAGUAACGGGUGGAUGUGAUGGUAGGAUUCGAUCAUUUCAAAACUAUGGAUUGCCCGUUAAUUUGUGAACUCUGUUGAGCCUUAGGUUGUGUUUUGUGACCAUUAAAAAAUUGAACCAGGAAUUGAUCAAGCUAAACCAUUUUUUGCCAAUGCUGACCCAGUUUUUACCAAAUACAUUUUCUCCCGAAAUGGGACCAUGAUCAAUCCUGAUUCAAUUUGGAGUGGUUGCCAAACUGGCCCUUAAGAUUUCAAAGAUUGUAUAUGGAGUGUAUAGAGAAAUUCUAUGUCGGUGUUCUACAGCUAGAUUGUAAUUUGUUUGGAUAGAGGGAUACAUUUAGAUUAUACAAUACAGAUUCAUUCAUUUGUUCAA
Messenger RNA from Asparagus officinalis (garden asparagus), 2753 nucleotides. Its product is annotated as WD repeat-containing protein 44-like. Gene Ontology annotation, molecular function: protein binding. The transcript is spliced from 8 exons. The record is from RefSeq and is a predicted model, not a curated record. Lineage: Eukaryota; Viridiplantae; Streptophyta; Magnoliopsida; Asparagales; Asparagaceae. The coding region runs from base 277 to 2451 and encodes 724 amino acids.